Messenger RNA from Pediculus humanus corporis (human body louse), 1089 nucleotides. RefSeq names its product elongation factor 1-gamma, putative. NCBI's taxonomy places the organism in Eukaryota, Metazoa, Arthropoda, Insecta, Psocodea, Pediculidae. The coding region runs from base 1 to 1089 and encodes 362 amino acids. Gene Ontology annotation, cellular component: nucleus; cytoplasm. The record is from RefSeq and is a predicted model, not a curated record. The transcript has a single exon. Gene Ontology annotation, molecular function: translation elongation factor activity. Gene Ontology annotation, biological process: translational elongation.
AUGACGGAUAAUGAUAAUUUUACUUUAUCCGGUAGCAACGCCAUAUCCUGGUACCUUUCAAACGAAAACCUGAAAAAAUGUACUCACGGUGAAAAAUGUCAAAUUUUAAAUUGGUUGUCAUUUUCCGAAUCGGAAAUGAUUCCUCUCGUGUACAAUUGGGUCCUACCCAUGACGGGCAUCGAUUUCGAUUUGAAAAAUAUCAGGGAAGUCAUCAAACGUUCGAAAGAGGAAACUCAUUCGGUUUUGAAAAAAUUAAACGACAUUUUGUUAUUGAAAACGUUUUUGGUCGGUGAAAGGAUUUCGUUGGCCGACAUUUCUAUUUUUUCCACUCUUUUACCAUUGUAUCAAAUAGUUCUCGAUCCUAAACAAAGGAAACAAUACGUAAAUGUCAAUCGAUGGUUUAAUACAAUUUCCCAACAGUCGCACGUUCGAAACGUCAUCGGGAAAAUUAAAUUAUGCGAAGUCGAACCGAGUUACGUGGACAAAAACCUUUCGGGGAAAAGUAAAAAAGAAAGCGGGGAAGGAAAACAACAGGCGAACAAACAAAACAAGGAAAAGGUAGAGUCCGGGGAUGCAGAGUCGGGGAUCCCCCCGCAGGAAUCGAAAGAAAAAGAUCCAUUUGCUAAUUUUCCCAAAAGUCAUUUCGAUUUGGACGAUUUCAAAAGAUUUUAUUCGAAUAAUUCGGAAGACAAAUCAAUUCCUUAUCUUUGGGAAAAAAUUGAUUUGGAUAAUUAUUCCAUUUGGUUUUCCGAAUACAAAUACCCGGAAGAAUUGAAACAAAUUUUCAUGAGUUGCAAUUUGAUAACGGGAAUGUAUCAGAGGCUGGAAAAAAUGAGGAAAAAUUCAUUCGCGUCCGUUUGUCUUUUCGGUGAAAACAACGACAGUUCGAUAUCCGGGAUAUGGAUUUGGAGAGGUCAAGAUUUGAUAUUUUCACUGAGUCCCGAUUGGCAAGUUGAUUACGAAUCGUAUUCGUGGGAAAAAUUAAAUCCGAAUGAUGAAAAAACAAAAUCCCUCGUCAAACAAUAUUUAUCUUGGACGGGAUGCGAUGCAAAGGGAAGAAAAUUCAGUCAAGGAAAAAUUUUUAAAUAA